UGUUCUUCUCCUAGAAAGGGAGACCGGGGGUUCUCACUCUAAGAAAGGGGAAGAGACACAUGCCUAGUCCUCAUCCAGGUUCAGUUUUUUUGAGUAUCAGGAGUGGGAGACUCCCCCAGAUCCCAUAUUUCCCUACCACCCUUUUCCAUGAUUAAAACAAGCAUGGGGGAAAGCAGAGACCACACAUGCUGCCUUCAGGAAUAAAUCGAGAUCCUCAGGAAUGAAAGGGUGGGUACCUGGAGAAUCCUACACACCCCAUUUCCUGGGAAACUCCUAGUUCGGGUGGAGAGCUUGCAUGGCAGAUCUCAAGCAGGAAAUAAGAAAUAUAUUUGCAAGGAAGUGUAGGAAGUUAGCACCAGCCCCUUUCCUGGAAGAGUGAAAUAUUUUGGGAAAUAUUAGGAAGGCAGAAUGUUAUGUUUCCCUAUAUGAAAAAUGGAGAAGCAUGUUUUACAGACAAAGCAGCUCCCACCUUCCUGCCCCCCACCCUUUGUUAAUGGGCCAGAGGCAGAAACCCAAUCCUUUGUCAAAGGACAUUUGCAACACAAUAGCAAAAGAAACUAACACAAUGGGCCCCAUCUAGCAAGGAAACUCACCACAUGUGUCCUGGGAAGCACAUGUGACCAUCAGACAGCAAGGCUAGCUAAGACCCCCACCCCCUGGGAGUCUGACAACCAAUCAUGGUACUCUUUCGGGGCCCCAAGAAAUGCAAAGCCAGAGAGAGCAUAAAACCCAAAAAACUUGCUGUAUCUCCCCUUUUCUGUUCAGAAACUCAAGCCAUGUGAUCCUGUCCACCAUUAAACCAUCUUUCCAAGCAGUCUCCAUGUUUCCAGUGUCUUUUUCCCCACUUGGAGCAGAAUCUAGAAGGAUGUUUCUUCCAACAGAAUAGAGGCAAAUGAUUAUGCCUACAUUCUCACCAUGUGCUGAAUGACACUAAACUAGGCUUGGAUCCCCUGCAGUUCAAUUUGUCUUAGGAAGGUAGUGAACCAGCAUCCUAAACCAAGAUCAAUUGACUGGCGUUUCAUUUUAUGUGAACUGAACGUUCAUACUUCGUUAACCUGUUCUGGGCAAGAACUGGGCAGAAGAUGCUGGAAGAAGGAACCAUCGUUUCACAAGUUCACGCCUGGAACUUCAGGAGCGUCCAAUAUCAGGAGGAUGAAGGUCCCCGAGGACUUUGCAGCCGACUCCACUACUUUUGUAGUCGAUGGUUGAGACCAGAAAAGCACACAAAAGCGCAGAUGCUGGACUUGGUUGUUCUGGAGCAGUUCCUGGCGCUUCUGCCCCUGCAGAUGGAGAGCUGGGUGCGGGAGUGUGGAGCAGAGACCAGCUCCCAGGCGGUGGCCCUGGUGGAAGGCUUCCUCCUGAGCCAGGCGGAGGAGAAGAAGGAGCAGGUUGAGUUGCAGUCCUUUGCAAUGGAGAUCAGGGAUGCUCAGAGAAAGAGGCAUCCCUCAAAUCUCCCUGAAGAAGUGUUUUUCAGGAGGAUCCCUCAGGAAGAUCCAAUUCAGGACACCUCAGGAGGGAAGAAUAGAAGGAAGUUGACUCUUUGUUUUGGGGGAGCAGAAACCAGGAUUGAACCUCCAACUCGGGAGAGUCUUGUGUCCUUUGAGGAGGUGGCUGUGUUUUUCUCCGAGGAGGAGUGGUCUCAGCUGGAUCCUCACCAAAGAGCUCUGCAUUGGGAAGUCAUGCUGGAGAAUUAUAAGAACGUGGUCUCUCUUGGUGAGAAUGAGAAUGACAAUAAAGACUCUGGAGAACCAAUCAAAGUGUUUAGACAAGGAGACGUAAUGGAGAAACCUGCAAUUCAAACAGAAUUCCAAAGGCAGGAGAGAAACCUGUCAAAUAACUGGAAUAAAGAAAGCUCAUCUUUGAUUGUUGCUCAGAUGCAGGACUUUAUUGAUCAACAAGGAAAACUAAAGAAGAAAUAUAUUGGGAAAGGUCUAAGACUCUUCAAAGAAACAUUAGAUGUAAAUGGACCCUGUCCAUCACAAGCCAAAGGACCAGCCAAUAUAUGCAAAGACAAAGAAAAAAAUUACAGUUGGAUAUUCACGCUUACUCAAGAAAAUGGGUUCCUUGAGUCACAGAAAAGUUUUCACAUGGGAGAGAAGUCAAAUAAAUGCAAUGAACAUGGAAACAAGAUUGUUAAUAAAAGGACAUGCAGAAGGGAGAAGCCACAUAAAUGCAUGGAGUGUGGAAAGGGUUUUAGCCAAAAGAGUGCCCUUAUUACCCAUCAAAGGAUCCACACAGGGGAGAAGCCAUAUAAAUGCAUGGAGUGUGGAAAGGACUUCAGAACAAGCAGUAAACUUACAUCCCAUCAAAGGAUCCACACAAGUGAGAAACCAUAUAAAUGCAUGGAGUGUGGAAAGGGUUUUAGCCAAAAGAGUGCCCUUAUUACCCAUCGAAGGAUCCACACAGGGGAGAAGCCAUAUAAAUGCAUGGAGUGUGGAAAGGACUUCAGAACAAGCAGUAAACUUACAUCCCAUCAAAGGAUCCACACAAGUGAGAAACCAUAUAAAUGCAUGGAGUGUGGAAAGGGUUUUAGCCAAAAGAGUGCCCUUAUUACCCAUCGAAGGAUCCACACAGGGGAGAAGCCAUAUAAAUGCAUGGAGUGUGGAAAGGGUUUUAGCCAAAAGAGUGCCCUUAUUACCCAUCAAAGGAUCCACACAGGGGAGAAGCCAUAUAAAUGCAUGGAGUGUGGAAAGGGUUUUAGCCAAAAGAGUGCCCUUAUUACCCAUCAAAGGAUCCACACAGGGGAGAAGCCAUAUAAAUGUAUAGAGUGUGGAAAGGGCUUCAGAGCAAGCAAUGAUCUUGCAUCCCAUCAAAGGAUCCACACAGGGGAGAAGCCAUAUAAAUGCAUGGAGUGUGGAAAGGACUUCAGAACAAGCAGUAAACUUACAUCCCAUCAAAGGAUCCAUACAGGGGAGAAGCCAUAUAAAUGCAUUGAGUGUGGAAAGGGCUUCAGAACAAGCAGUAAACUUACAUCCCAUCAAAGGAUCCAUACAGGGGAGAAGCCAUAUAAAUGCAUUGAGUGUGGAAAGGGCUUCAGAAGAAGCAACGAUCUUGCAUCCCAUCAAAGGAUCCACACAAGGGAGAAGCCAUAUAAAUGCAUGGAGUGUGGAAAGAGUUUUAACCAAAAGAGUGCUCUUAUUACCCAUCAAAGGAUCCACACAGGGGAUAAGCCAUAUAAAUGCAUGGACUGUGGAAAGGGCUUCAGCAAGCCCCGUAGUCUUAUUUCUCAUAGUAUGAUUCAUAGACUGGAUAAUCCCUAAAAUAAAGAUACAUUUGGGUGAGAAUGUAUGCUAAUUAUUGAUUUAAUGGUUCUAUGUAUGGAUUUCCAAUUUACAAACUCAACUGAAGAUUAUUUCUGCUGUUCACCCUCCUGACAGCUGUAGAGAGAUGAAUUUAGUAAUGAAAAUAAAAACAAUGGGCAUGUGUCAUUAUAAUUAUGAUUUAUACUUUUUUGAAUGUAUCUGUAUAUAAAGUAUAUAGGAAUGUCAAACUGGCGGCUCACGGGUCAGUUGUGUCACAUGCACAUACCCCAGCUCUGCAAAUGGGGAAACUGUCACAAUGUGUCAUGUAAUAGCAACGUCAUAUGGGGAGUUUGAAACCCGUGGUGUAUAGGUUCAUUUUAUUUUAUUGUUUAGAAAUGAGCUUCCUGUUCCACAACUGCCAUCAUUCCUCCAGUUAGUCAUAGCUCUCAGAGGGAUGCGAAGACGUCUAACAGAUGCUGCUUCUCUAAGCCCAAAAGGAAGAUAUCAAAAAAUAAAAAAAUAAAUAAAAAUAAAAUUGCACCCAUGGUAUAGAACUGGGAUCCCCAAAAAUAAUUAAAUUUGCAUCUUCAGUGUAGAACUGAGACCUGAGUCAGCUGGUAUCUAUGCAGAAACAUUAAACAUUAUUCAGACAAAAGCCUCAUGAUAUGAGGAAAUUGUCACAUGCAGAUCAAUGUAGAGCGUGUGGGAAGAACUGAAAGGAUGAACGAUUCCUCUCUCACAAAAGGAGCCAGAAGCGCCCCAAGUGCUUGUGCAAUUUUCUUUUCAAGCAUUAUGGACAUAUUUUGCUCUUCUGUAGUAUGGUGAUGGCUAAUAAGUCCACAUUUGAAUUAAAUAAAAUUAAUUAAAUAUCAAUGGUGUGGUUUUGUUCCAGUCACGUGUUAUACUCAUCUGUUAAACUCUUUAGUUGCUUUAAAAAUGUAUUAACACAGGAGUUUUGGAAGAAUUCGGAGGGCCAUAUUUCAGGAUUUGAAAGGCUCAUGUUGGUUUUGUAAUGUAUUGAGUUUUGGCGGGAAGUUUGAAAGACAAUGGGUCAACUGUGAUUGGUCAGCUCCCGGCCCAGCCAGAUAUAUAAAGGGAGCUGUGUUACUGCAUGUUUUGCUGAAGUCACACCCUGCAUUAAAGAGCUGUUGUCACAGAAGACCUUGCUUCUGCCUCUUCAUUCCCACAACCUAACAUUGGCAACGGUGAAGGUGGGAUUGAGGUAACGAAAAGCAAGCCGAAAAAGAGCCAGCAAUAACGGAUUCAGCCAGGCAGACGAGCUUAGAACCUUGCAGGACUACCACAAUGUCUGCGUAUGUACCGCCAACGCCUUUCAACCCAGCAAGAGAGAAGUGGGGAUCGUACAUGACCCGGUUUGAGUGCUCCCUGGAAGCCAGUGACCUAAAUGGCCUCCCUGACAACCGGAAAAGAGCUCUCUUCCUGAGCCACUGCAGACCAGAAGUCUUCGACAUGGCUGAGUCACUAUCAGAACCAACUCCGGUCCAGACCGUAUUGUGGCAAGUGUUGCAAGCCUCACUAAAGACACACUAUACUCUGGUACCAUCCAAGUUCAUCCAGCGGUACGAGUUCCGGCAACGAGUGCAGCAAGGAGGAGAGCCGAUCAGCGCUUACAUGGCUGCCCUGCGUAAGGCUGCAACGCACUGUGAGUAAUGAGACCUCGAUGAUGCACUCCUAGAGCAACUAAUCUGUGGUGUGAGAGAUAUUCGCCUAUAGAGAAGGUUGCUAGCCAAGUCUAACCUGACUACUACACAUUGCUCUUGACGAAACAAAAGCAUACAAGUCCUCCACAAGGCUGCGGAGACCCUACAACGACCAGCCACCUCACAAGCAACCCCAAGAUCGACACCAGUGCACCACGAGGCGACCCAGACCUACAGCGAGGAAGAGUUGGAUGAAGACAUCUUCCAAACAGAAAGAACGUCACAGAAGCUGCUCAAGCUGCGAGGGUCACACCAAAGACAGACCUGUAAAUUCAGGGACGCCAUCUGCAGAUGCUGUGAUAAGAAGGGGCAUUUGGUGAGAGUCUGCUGAGCAAGAUUACCAGUCAGCCACAAGCCAAGGGACAGAUACAGCCAAUCAGAGCCAGUGCAGCACAAGUGGACAAAUAAAAGAUUGCGACCCGAAGAAAAGGCGCGAGUUUCAAAAUCACGAGACCUGCAGCACCCAGAUUGGCUAGGCCAGCGCAACCAUCGAGAAGAAGGUCCACACCACGGUAGAGAUCAAGGGAAGCCCAUGUGAGAUGGAGAUUGACACCGGGUCAUCACUAUCGAUCAUGUCCUGGGCUACCCUGAAGGCAGCUAUUCCUGGGUUGAAAAAGAGUCAACUACAGCUCCAACGGCUUCGGCUUCAAGACUACCAGGGAAACCGCAUCCCCAUAGAGGGAGUAGGCACGUUCCAGGUCCCGUAUGAAGAGCACCGGAAGAAGCUACCCCUCACCAUAGUCAGCGGAACCCUACCGAGCCUCCUGGGUCUGGACUUGCACAGACUAUCGUAACUCACAGAGGUGCCUUCAAAUGCACUAGGCUGCAGUUCGGAGUCAGCAUAGCCCCUGGACUAUUCCAAAGUACCAUGGAGCAUCUGCCCGGGGUAGUGCCCUAUUUUUUUUUAUUGAACAGUUUUAAAAGUUUUACAAACAUUUCCCCUACCCCCUCCCCUUCCAACCCUCCCCCCCGCUUCCCAGAGCAAAAUACAGGGUAUAACAUUUGACAAACAUAAGCUAACAUAAGCUAAUUAUCUGUAGCCUCCUAACCCCUUCUUGAACUUUUAACUCCCCUUUUACUAGACUAAGUUUAAGUACUUUAUAAAAUCUUUUGGAUCAUUCCUAAGCUAUUUGAAAUUUUUUAGUCCGAUAUUUGCCUUGAAUAUAAUCAAUCCAUCUUCUCCAUUCUAGCAUGUAUUUCUCAUUUGAAUUGUCCUUUAAAUAUGCUGAAAUUUUUGCCAUUUCUGCUAAAUUUACUAUUUUUAGUGUCCAUUCUUGAAUUGUAGGUAAAUCUUCCUUCUUCCAAUACUGCGCCACCAAAAGUCUCGCUGCAGUUAUUAAGUUCAAAAUCAAUUUAGUCUCUAUAACAGUACAAUCUGUGAUUAUACCUAACAAAACCAACUGUGGGGUAAAUUUUAUCCUUUUUUUUAAAAUGUUUUGAAUAAUCCACCAUAUUUUUAUCCAAAAUGCUUUAACUUUUUUACAAGUCCACCAAACAUGAAAAUAAGUAGCAUCAACACAGUCACAUCUCCAACAUUUGGGUUGUAGGUUUGGAUACAUACAAGUUAACUUUUUGGGAUCCAAAUGCCAUCUAUAAAACAUUUUAUAAAAAUUUUCUCUCAAGUUUUGAGCUUGUGUAAAUUUUACAUUUCUUACCCAAAUCCUUUCCCAUGUUUCCAUCAUUAUCGGUUCCUCAAAAUUUUGUGCCCAUUUUAUCAUACAAUCGUUAACUAACUCUGUCUCCGAGUCUAUUUCUAUCAAUAUAUUAUACAACCUUUUUAUAUGCAUUUGACUCUGGUCCCUGAUUUGUUUUAUCAAAAUUUCUUCAUUUUGUGUAAUACCAAUUUUCUGGUCUUUUUUCCAUCUAUUCUGCAACUGUACAUACUGAAACCAAGUUUGAAUUGCCCUUUCCUCUCUUAAUAUGUUCAAAAGCUUUAACUGUAGUACAUUUUUUUCUGUAAUCAAAAGUUCUUUAUAAGUAAUUACAUCCUGUCUUUGUUCUAUACUUAUAUUUUCUAUCACAUGUCUGGGUACUGCCCACAUGGGUAUCUUGCCAUUCAAUUUAUAUUGGUAUUUUUUCCAAACACGCAGGAGAGCGUUCCUUAAUAUGUGACUUCUAUCCACCUUCUUCUCAUAAACUAAGUAGGCAUGCCAACCAUAUAACAAAUCAUACCCUUCAAUAUUCAAUAUUCUUUCAUCUGUUAAAUUAAUCCAGUCACUAAUUGCUGACAAAGCAACUGCUUCAUAAUACAGUUUUAAAUUGGGCAAUUUCAAACCACCUCUUUCACGUGUAUCCUGCAUUAUUUUUAAUUUAACUCUCGGUCUCUUCCCUGCCCAAACAAAAUUAUUAAUGCCUUUCUGCCAUUCCACCAAAUUUGCAUCCUUUUUAAGUAUUGGUAUCAUUUGAAAAAGAAAUAAAAAUUUUGACAGAACGUUCAUUUUGACUACUGCUAUUCUUCCUAACAGGGACAAUUGUAAUUUUUUCCAUUUAUCCAUCUCUAUCUGUAUUUUAUGCCAUAACAAUUCAUAAUUGUACUUGUAUAAUUUCCCAUUUGACAUAAUAAAAAUUCCUAAAUACUUAACCUUUUUCACUAUCUCGCAUCCUGUUACUCUUUCCAAUUCUUCUUUUUGAUUUAUAUGCAUAUUCUUAACUAUCAUCUUUGUUUUCCCUAUAUUUAUUUUAAACCCUGACACUUGACCAUAUUGCCUAAUUAUAUCCAUUAAACCCAUAGCUGAUUUUACUGAUUGGGUUAAAGUUACAACCAAAUCAUCCGUAAAUGCUCGUAAUCUAUAAUCAUGUUGCCUAAUUUUAAUACCCUGUAUAAUAUCCGAGUCCCAAAUUUUAUUCAACAAUACUUCCAAAGUUAAAAUAAACAAUAGUGGAGCCAAGGGACAUCCCUGUCUUGUUCCUUUCUCAAUAUUAAAAAGUUUCUGUAAGACUAUCAUUAACUAUUAUUUGUGCUGUUUGUUUCUGGUAUAUUGCCUUGAGAGAUUGUAUAAAACACUCUCCUAGCUGCAUCUUUUGUGCUACUUUCACUAAGAACUGCCAAUUCAAUCGAUCAAACGCUUUCUCUGCAUCCAAAAAUAUAAGCACUGCAGGGACUUGAUUGUUCUUCCCCAAAUACUCCAGUAUAUUAACAAUUUGUCUUAUAUUGCUUUGUGGGAAUGCAGUGGCCAUAGUACAUGUAUAGACCAGUUUAACUGGUUGGACACUUGUAUGGAGCUUAGCAUCGAAAUAAUCAAACUAUGAAAAGCGGGUUCAUAUGGAUACUCUCUGAAGGGCCCUAUUCAUUCUCUCUUUGUUCUUAACAUAGACUGUAUUAGCAAAGCCAGAGAUAUCCCUUCCUGCUACAUUCCUGAGGGUUGAGGUAAUCUCUGAUAGCGGGGAUACGAGGAGAUGGGCCUCUCGCCUGGUAGUAACUGGUACCAAAUAGCCAGAGUUGAGUUUCGCUUUUGCAUCUUUAGUAUCGCUUUCCUAUCUCUUGUAUGUAAUAUGAGAUGUGUAGCCAUUAUAACGCCUUCUGAUGACGCUGUAUUUGGAUAACUAAUAAAAGAGAUUGUAGCCUUUUGUUCGCUGCUCUCUCAUCCCGAGAAAA
Molecule: messenger RNA, 8558 nt
Organism: Pantherophis guttatus
Lineage: Eukaryota; Metazoa; Chordata; Lepidosauria; Squamata; Colubridae
Source: RefSeq, a predicted model, not a curated record